CCACAGCUUAAUCCCCAGCUCCUCAACCGCCACCAUGGCUCCGCACCACGAAGAGCACUACCACCCCAAGGAUGCGAUCGCGGCAUCGAUGAAGACCACUAUGCUCACUGGUGGAGCGGGUCUUUUCGCCUCGGCCGUCCAGAACACCCUCACCAGACAGAACGUCGGCCCGCUGGGCGUGUUCAUCCGGAGCGGUGGUACCGUCGGUAUCUUCGCCGCCAUGGGAGGUACCUACGAAUUCGUGAAGACCGCAUCCGCCAACCUUCGUGAGAAGGAAGACCACUGGAACGUCGCUCUGGGAGGUUUCUUCUCCGGCGCCAUCCUGGGUCUCCGAGCUCGCACAUUCCCCGCCCUCCUGGGCUACGGCGUCGCUCUGGCCACCGCCACGGGCGCUUUCGAAUACACCGGUGGAUCGUUGUUUGGCCACAAGAAGAACACCGAUAUCGACGAGUUUGAGCGUCGGGAACAGCUCCGGAAGACAUACAGAAUCCCCGCAGAGCAGACUCUUGCCGAAUUGGGCGAGGGACGAGGUAUCUAUGGCCCUGGAUACGCCGAGAGACGGGCGGAGAGAAUCAAGGAGGCAUACGGUAUCGAGGUUCCCACAACGGCUCCGGCAUCAUGAACAUGGUUUUGUUAGAUAUCUCUCCUGCGCAGUCCCUCAAUUCUCAGUCUCGUUGUGUAAAACUACUACUACAUCUUUUCUUAUUUCUGUCGAUGCCGUUCAGCUAGCCGACAUGGCAACCUCCACCAAUG
This is a messenger RNA of Aspergillus costaricaensis CBS 115574, 753 nucleotides long. Its product is annotated as NADH-ubiquinone oxidoreductase 213 kDa subunit. The coding region runs from base 35 to 622 and encodes 195 amino acids. Lineage: Eukaryota; Fungi; Ascomycota; Eurotiomycetes; Eurotiales; Aspergillaceae. The record is from RefSeq and is a predicted model, not a curated record. Gene Ontology annotation, biological process: mitochondrial respiratory chain complex I assembly. The transcript has 4 exons.